Molecule: messenger RNA, 5134 nt
Organism: Mytilus trossulus (common blue mussel)
Lineage: Eukaryota; Metazoa; Mollusca; Bivalvia; Mytilida; Mytilidae
Product: DNA excision repair protein ERCC-5-like
Exons: 16
Coding region: 220-4374 (1384 amino acids)
Biological process (GO): nucleotide-excision repair
Cellular component (GO): nucleus
Molecular function (GO): DNA endonuclease activity; single-stranded DNA binding
Source: RefSeq, a predicted model, not a curated record
CUACGAUUGAUCAAUACAUUGAUUUACUGAAUUGGCGAAAAAUUAAAAAUUGGAAAAUCCCUCAGUCAACAAAAAAAUCGCACAAAAUGAUGUGCGAUAGAUUUUUUUGUAGAUCUCUCAAGUCUUGAAAUUUCAGAUUCUUCUUUGGAUACGAAAGGUGGUGGGUUAAAUACCAUCAUCAGUAGCAAGGGACACUUUCCCUUGAACGUGUAAACAAAGAUGGGAGUUCAAGGUUUAUGGCAGUUACUAAACCCAACAGGUCGUCCAGUAUCAUUACAAUCACUAGAGGGUAAAAUACUUGCAGUUGAUGUAAGUAUAUGGUUACACCAGGCAGUCAAGGGUAUGAGGGAUAGGGAUGGUAACCCUCUACCUAAUGCUCAUCUACAAGUCCUGUUUAAUAGACUGUGUAAACUCCUGUACUAUAGAAUCAAACCAGUCUUUGUAUUUGAUGGAGGUGUUCCUGUACUCAAGAAACAAACAAUGGCUGGUAGAAGAGAAAAGAAAGAAUUUGCAGAACUAGAAAGUGAUAAAGCAACAAAAAAUCUUGUGCAAAAUUUAAUGAAAAGCCAUGCAAUCAAUGCAGUGUUGAAAAAAGAUGACAGCAGUAAGCACAGUUCAUCUGGACCAAAACCCUCUACCUCAAAUCAAGGGAAACCAGACAUGUUUGAGUUACCUCCCCUACCAGAGGAAUUUAAAAGUAUCUCUGAAGAAAGCAGGAGAGCAGAAUUUUCAGCUCAAGAAAGAUUGUUACUGGAUGAGGUUGAUUUAAAUCAAAUUGACAUAGAAUCAGAUGUGUUUAACAGUCUGCCAUCAGAAAUGAAACAUGAAGUCCUCACUUUGUUAAAAGAAAAGAAGAAAAGACAUACAUGGAAUCAGAUACUAGAACUUCCUCAGGAAUCUAAUGACUUCUCCAAGUUUCAAAUGGCAAAGUUGAUGAAACAGAAUAAGCUGUCCUCUCGAUUGGCUGAUGUUACAAAGGAAAUGAAUGACAACAGAUCAGGGGACUUAACUCGUUUCCUAGGAGAUGAUUUUUACAGUGAUGCUAUAGAAACCAGAAAAAUAAUGUCAGACGACACUGCACACUCUAUAUUGAUCAAGGGGCUUGGAAGUAAGGAACAGAAAGAAGAAAUGGAAAGAAUUAGACUAGAAUUGGAAGAAAAGAAGAAAGAAGAAAACUCUGAUGAGAAAGUUGGAGAUCAAUUGGAAGAAAAUAAACAGAAUAUUUCAUAUAAGACUGAUGAAAUUAUUGAAAUUGAAGAAAGUCAGAAUGAUUUAAAUAAGAUAUGUAAUAAUUCUAAAGCAGAUGAAGAAAGUCAGAAUGAUUUAAAUAAGAUAUGUAAUAAUUCUAAAGCAGAUGAAGUAAUUCAAGAUAAUAAAACUGCUGUUAAUAAAGAUGGUCCUAGCAAAAUAAAUUGUCCAACCAAGGUAAAUACUGAAAGACAGGAUAUUUUAAAAGAACUGCAGCAACGUAUGAAUGUUUUAAAGGAUAAAAGUUCAGAGGAAGAUUCUUUGCCCUUAUGUGAUACAAAUUCAGUUGAAAGAAAUGACAAUGAAAAUCACCUUCAGAUAGGAAGAGGCCAGAGGGUUAACUUGGUUGAUGAAAGCAGCAAAGUAAUUGAUGAUGUCCAAGUUGAAGCAAAGAGUGAAGGUGUACUGAAAAAAGUGAAUGUAGAAAAUACAAAUAUUGAAACCCCAGCAAUUGUCUGUGAUCAAGAAAUUGUACAGUCAAAAAUAAAAGAUAGCAGUCAAACUGUGGAGAUGACAGAAAAAAUGUCAUCUGUCUCACCAGAAAAGGCGGAAAAUAUGUUAUUUGUCUCACCAAAAAAGGCGGCAAAUAUGUUAUUCGUCUCACCAGAAAAGACAGAAAAAGAUUUGAAGUCAACUCGACAAAGUAUUUUAGAUGAACUUCGUCAAAAAGUGACUGUUCUGAGUUCUGAUUGUAAAAUUGAAAACAAUGAUGAAGAUAGUAUGGAAAUUGAUAAUGAAAAGAAAGAGUCUGAAAUAAAACAAGUUAUUUCAGAAAAUAGGAAAGGUUCAUUAAAGAAACAGUUAUCUCUUGAGGAGAAACAAGAAGUCAAGAGAAGGAAAUUGAAUCAAGUGAUUCCUGCAGAAGAUGAUUCAGAGAUGAAUAAACAGCCAUCAGAGAAUAGCAGUGAAAGUGAUUCUGAAGAUGAAGGGUUUAUUGAAGUAGUACUUGACAUAGAUAAAGCCCAACCAGAUGACCUGUUUCCUGCAGACAUAUUCCAACCAGCACAGAAAGUGGAAGAAAACAUUGGCAUUGUCUCUGAUGAAGAACCAGUCUAUCAACAGUACCAGGAGGAGGUUGACUCCUCCCCUGAAGCACAGGAAGUAACUGAAGACUUACAGGAAGUGAUGUCAGAAGGAGAAAAUUCAAAAGAAAUAACAUCAAAUUACAAUAUUGACGGGAUUGAGGAUGAUAAUAUGCACGGAGACUUAGUACAACAGUUCACAAAUUUUACUGAGGAUGAUAUGAGAGAUUAUCAGGAGAAUUUAGAAGCAGAAAGUCGAGAUCUUCAGCAGGAAAGAGGAAAACAAGAAAGACUGGCUGUGUCAAUCACAGAUCAAAUGUACACAGAAGCCCAGGAGUUGUUGGAUUUGUUUGGUGUACCGUACAUUGUGAGUCCAAUGGAGGCUGAAGCUCAAUGUGCCCAGUUAGAUAUAUCAGACCUGACGCAAGGCUCAAUAACAGAUGACAGUGAUGUCUGGUUGUUCGGUGGAAAACGAGUUUAUAAAAAUUUCUUCCAACAAGACAAACAUGUAGAAUUCUUCUCUGAAUUAAGUAUCCAUUCACAGUUAGGUAUUGGAAGAGAAGUUUUUAUUAAACUGGCCCUUUUAUGUGGUAGCGACUACACUUCAGGAAUUCAGGGUGUAGGACCAAUCACUGCUAUGGAGGUACUUACAGAAUUCCCUGGAGAAAACUUAGAAGGAUUAAUGGAAUUUAAAAAAUGGUGGAAUGAAGCUCGAAAUCAGAUAACAGCUCCACUAGAACCUAAAAUCAAGACAAAAUUGAGAAAAUUAGAGGUUCCAGAAGGUUUUCCUAAUGAACUUGUAGUAGCAGCCUACAUGAAGCCUGAGGUAGAUGAUUCAGAGGAGAAGUUUGCCUGGGGACAACCAGAACUAGAUCUCAUUAGAUUAUUUACAAAGAAAAAAUUUGGAUGGAGUCAGGAAAAAUGUGAUGAAACUCUGGUUCCAAUGAUGAAACAGUUAAAUUUGAGACAAACACAGACAAGAAUACACACUUUCUUUCAACCAGAACAUUUUAUCCAACCAAAAAACAUUAAAAGUAAAAGACUGCAGAGGGCUCUUAAUAUAAUGCAAGGCAAAGUCACUGAUGAACCAGUCCAAUCUUCUGGUAGCCUAACAAAGCAGUCAGUAAAUUCUCCAGUUAUGCCAGGUAUGCAGCAAGUAAAGGCCAUGGCAAGACAAAUCAUGGUUGGAAAAGGUCGAGGCAGAGGUAAAGGGAAGGGAAAAGGGAAAAGUUCAGUAGGACAAAAGAAGACAAAAGUGACAAUAAAAAAUGAAGUAAAUUUGUCAGAGAGCAGUAGUGAAUCAAGUGGUGAUGAUUUAAUUGCUAGCUUAGAUUAUGAAAGUAUGAUUGGAGAAAGUAUACAGCAGUCUAAUUCUGAACUAGGAUCCAGUAGUCCGAUCAUGACUGGUACAAAUAUUGGAAAUGUGAAAAAUAAUUCCAGGGAAAAAGUUAAGAAAUCAGUGAGAAGUAAUUCAUCAUCUACAAACAAUAAAAAGUCUGCUGUUGAAACAACUGUAAUUUCUCAGUCAACCUCUGUUAAUACUGCACCAAGUGAUAACAAUAGUACUUUAGACACUAGUUCUCAGAGUAGCUUAACUGCUGAUCAGGGUACCAGCAAAGUUAGAAGGACUAAACCAAAUAUAACAGUGGGUAAAGCAGGUCAUGCCACUGAAGACUUUUCUCUAGAUUUACCAAAGGAACCUAUAGCUAUGAAAGGUUUCUUGGAGGAUGAAGUUCAUGCCUUUGAUAAAAACAAAAAAAUGAAAUCGAAAACAGUAAAAAAAAAGAAAGAAGAAAUAAAAAAGCAAAAGCCUGAUAAAUCUAAACCAGAGAAGACAAUAGAAGUGAAAAAGAUUGACAAAGGAAAAUCAUUAGUGAAAAAGGGUAACAGUAGAGUUAAAUCAUCGAAAUUGAACAGGGAAGAUACUUCUAAAUCUGAUGUUAACAUGUUUGAAAAUGAUAAGAAUUCUAAGUCAGCUGUUACAGUAAAUGAUCAGAAUGAUUCAGCAGACGUGCCUUUUAAUUUGUUAAACAGAAGAACACGAAGUUGUAGAGCAGGGACAGUUAAUAGAGUGAUGGUUGUAUCAGAUUCAGAUAGCAAUUAAGAUAGAUUAUUAGAUGUAGAGUAAUUAACUACUUAUUUUAUAUAGGUUGUUAUUUUGAGGCAGCUGAAGGAUAUCUCUGAAGGAUUCCUUAUAUUUUUUGUGUGUAUUUUUCACAAAAUAUUUGUGCAUUUUGAAUUUAUAUUUGCAGAUCAGCUACAAUGUCUGUAUAUUUAUUAUACCUCAAUUUACUUUAUUUUAGGAAGGAAGGGUAAACUGCUGUACUUAUUACCAUUUGUUAACCAGGUUGUCUUUUUUAUAAAAUAUUCUAUUGCAUUAUUGUCAGCAAGUUCAUAUGAUAGCUUCUUGGUAUUUAAGCAACAUAUCUUAAAAUUCUUUCAUUAAUCGCCUUCUUAUUUGAUUACUUAAUGUUAAUGACAUGCAAAUAUAGAAACUCAGUAAAUUUAUAAGAUAAUGAGUCCACUUUAUAAUUUCCCCUCUAUUUAUACCAAUUGUACAGUAUUUUUUUUAUGGUUUCAAUGGACUUGUUUUUUAGUCCUCCUUAUUUUGCAGUUACCCUUUGACCUAUGAAUUUUGAAUUUGCUUGAGAUAUCUAACGCCUUUUCUUUUAUACUUUUUGCAUGGGUUUAAAAGUGUUAUAAAUGCUGCCAUACAUCCACAUGUCUAUAGAUAUCAAUGUUAUUUUUAUGUAUGACUAUGAUAGUAAAGGAGCAUUAUCUUUUUUGAUCUGUGCUUCUUUCUGUCCAUCCCUUUGUCCUUCCAUUCCUUAUUAGGUUAAAGGUUUUGGUUAAGGUAGUUUGAU